Molecule: messenger RNA, 2906 nt
Organism: Mercurialis annua (annual mercury)
Lineage: Eukaryota; Viridiplantae; Streptophyta; Magnoliopsida; Malpighiales; Euphorbiaceae
Exons: 4
Coding region: 408-2729 (773 amino acids)
Source: RefSeq, a predicted model, not a curated record
AAACUAAAACUAAAACCAAAUACUAAGGUUGUUUUUCACAUAAACACGCCGUUACAGUUAGGUUCUCUCUCAAUCUUCUUCUCCCACCACCACCUUCACUUUAACCCUAAUUACCUUUUUAAUCCUACAUUUUUCUAUUUUGUCUCUCUUCUUUUAUUUUAUUUUAAAUUCCUCUACCCAAAUUCACCACUCUCUCUCAUUACUUUGUAAAUAUAACCCACUCCUUGAAUAACGGCAUAAUUUUCCAAACCCACAAAAACAAAGCAUUGUUUUUGGUUUUUUGUUUUUGUUUUUUUUUUCCGUUUACAUUACAAAAAGAAGUCAAUUUCGAAGUAAUUCUUGAAAUUGUGAGACUUGGGUAUUUGUUCUGAACACAUUUGGUAUCUGGGUUUCGAAAUUCUUGUUAGAUGGUGGUGAAGAUGAUGAGAUGGCGGCCAUGGCCGUUACUGGGUCCAAGAAAAUACCAGGUUAAAUUGGUGGUGAGGAGGAUGGAGGGUUGGGGUCUGGUGAGGGAGAAGAAGAGUGGUGAUGAUUCUGAUGAUAAAGAGAUAAAAAAAGAUAAAUUGACGGUUGAGAUUCGAUGGAAAGGUCCGAGAUUUGCGCUUAGCUCGUUGAGGAGAACAGUGAAGAGAAAUUUCACUAAGGAGGUGGAGGUUGAUUUUUUUGAUGAUGAUGAUGACGACAAAAACGGUGUCGUUGAGUGGGAUGAAGAGUUUCAGAGUCUUUGUACUUUAUCUCCUCAGAAAGAGAAUGUCUUUCAUCCUUGGGAGAUCUCUUUUACAGUCUUUGAUAGUGCAAACCGCGGGCCAAAGAACAAGCUUCCUGCCGUUGGAACAGCUUUGCUGAACCUUGCGGAAUAUGCUUCUUCUGCUGAACAGAAAGAGUUGGAAUUAAGCCUCCCUCUUAUGCUUCCUCCUGGUGCUACCGAGCCUUUUCCUUCGCUCUGCAUUUCACUUAGCUUGUUGGAACUGAGAACUGCCCCAGAAGACCAAGUACAGAGAGCAAUAGUUCCAAUUUCAUCUCCGCCACAAUUAGGAGAAACUGUCUCAACUGAAAAAGACGAGGUUUCUGCGAUUAAAGCUGGUCUUAGAAAGGUCAAGAUUUUCACAGAGUAUGUAUCCACUAGAAGAGCUAAAAAGGCUCGUGAAGAAGAGGGAAGUGAAGGGCAGUGCUAUCGGAGCGAGGAUGGUGAGUAUAACUAUCCAUUCGACUCAGACUCAAUAGAUGAUUUUGAGGAAGGAGAAUCAGAUGAGGUCAAGGAGGAUUCCAGUGUUAGGAAGUCAUUCAGUUAUGGUACACUGGCUUAUGCAAAUUACGCUGGAGGGUCCUUUUACUCAGAUAUGCGAAAAAAUGGUGACCAUGAGGAUUGGGUUUACUAUAGCAAUCGCAAGUCGGAUGUGGGUUGUUCAAACAUUGAUGAACUAAAUCCAACCUCGGAGCCAUCUCUAUUGCAAAGCUCAAAGCGCAGCAUAUUGCCUUGGAGGAAGAGGAAGUUAAGCUUUAGGUCUCCAAAGCCCAAAGGAGAGCCAUUGUUGAAAAAGGCAUAUGGAGAAGAAGGCGGGGAUGAUAUUGAUUAUGAUCGCCGUCAGCUUAGCUCUGAUGAUGCUGCUGCCCUUGGGAGUCAGAAAGCAGAAGGAGAUUCAUCAGCAAACCGAUCAUCAGUUUCUGAUUUUGGAGAUGACAAUUUUGCUGUUGGCAGUUGGGAACAGAAAGAAAUUAUAAGCCGUGAUGGUCACAUGAAACUUCAAACUGAAGUUUUCUUUGCUUCAAUUGAUCAGCGGAGCGAGCAGGCAGCAGGCGAGAGUGCAUGUACAGCUCUCGUUGCUGUCAUUGCUGAUUGGUUUCAGAACAAUCAGGAUGUUAUGCCUAUUAAGUCUCAGUUUGAUAGUCUAAUUAGAGAAGGAUCAUUGGAAUGGAGGAACCUCUGUGAGAAAGAGACCUACAGGGAGCAGUUUCCGGACAAGCACUUUGACCUUGAAACGGUUCUCCAAGCCAAAAUACGUUCUCUCUCUGUUGUUCCCGGCAAGUCUUUUAUUGGGUUUUUCCGUCCUGAUGGACUGGAUGAGGAGAGAUUUGACUUCUUACACGGUGCCAUGUCUUUUGAUAACAUCUGGGAUGAGAUUAGUGGCACCGGAUCAGAACGUCCUGACAAUGACGAACCUCAGGUCUAUAUUGUGAGUUGGAAUGAUCAUUUUUUUAUCCUCAAGGUUGAACCAGAAGCUUACUACAUCAUUGACACAUUAGGGGAACGGCUAUAUGAGGGAUGCAAUCAGGCAUACAUCUUGAAAUUCAAUAGAGAUACAAUCAUUAGCAAAUUAACAAAUGUUGCUCCACCUUCCGAUGACAAGACAUCAAGUGACCAGCCGAUUGUGCCAGUUGCUACGGAUCCCAAGAAUCAGGAGUUGAACCCAAAGGAAGAAACUUCUGUAACAGAGGCUAUGGUGACGAGGCUCGAGGAACCAAUGAAGAGUGACGCCGAAGGGGAGGAGGUUGCCCGAGGAAAAGACUCGUGCAAGGAGUUUAUAAAGAGCUUCUUGGCGGCAAUUCCUAUCCGGGAGUUGCAGGCAGAUAUUAAGAAAGGUCUAAUGGCAUCAACUCCUCUUCAUCACCGUUUGCAGAUUGAGUUCCAUUACACCCAGCUCUUAAAAGCACUGCCUGAAAGUCAUGCAGAAGCGAUGGCCGCACUACCCGAAUCAGUCGAUGUCGCGAUAACAGAGGUUGGUCCCUAGAGAGUUGCUAUAAAUUUUAGGAAGUGUGAUUAGCCUAACUUGUCUUAAUCUUAAUCCAUGGUCUUGAAUAGAACCUAUGUUUAUUUGUCUUAAUGUUGGCACCUUUGUCUGUGUCUGCUUGUCAAUAUUAAUAACUAAUUGUGACUGUUUUGUGCAGCACUAUAAGUUCUCUUCCAA